GGGGUGGAGAGCCCCAAGAGCCCUGACUUUGCGCGGGCGUGGACGCAGGGGCCAGCUAGGGUGGCGCCGCCGGCGCCGGUGGUGCACGCGCCGAGAAGGCAUGGGUCGAAUUCCAGUUCGAGUUCGGGAUCGGGGUUGUCUUCGGAAGAGGAGGAAGAGCGUCGGGAACGGAGCGCGGCGCGAGCAACGGCGUGGGACAGAUGGGUCUGGGUCUGGGUCGCGGGGAAGCAGGUCGACACGGAGCGAACGCCAUCCGCCGAAGCACUUCCUCUUUUGCUUCCCGUGGAUCAAGUCCCGCCGGAUUCGGGCGCACAUCCUGCGUUCUUUCGUAUCGGGGCUGUUUCUCGCUCUGUCGCUGGCAGUGUGUAAGUGCCCGCUUCGGUCGGCUUCCACCCCGUUUGUGACCAUCCAGAGGCUAACCCCCUACGCAGACCUCGCUCUCACCUUGACCAAGAACAACCAAAUCAGCAAGGAGUUCACGAUACUGCUGGUGGUUCUCAUCCUCGCGGUUACCGUAUUCUUCUGCCACAGCCUCAUUCGCCUCUGCAUGCUCGUGGUCAAAGCGCGCAAGCGGGAGCAGGCGACGCAGCAAGGACGGCUCCCGGAGAUGGUUGGCCCCGGAGGCUACGCUAUUCCCCGCGAGCCCAUCCCCGUGGUGCUAGCCCGGGACGAAGAGGUUGCGGGCAUCGAAAGCGAAGCUACCAAGACCAAACCGCCCGCCUACGGCAUGUGGCGUGAGAGUGUGCGAGUUGAUCCGGAUCGCAUGUUCUGGGCGCGCAACCACAAUGCGGCAGUGGAAGAAGAGUCCGAUGUCAGCAGCGCGAGUGGGCCAGGGAACACGAUCAGCAGCAGCGGCCGCACGAACAUACCGCGUCCGCCGUCAUAUUCGUCGGAUGAUGGGGUCAGCUACGUGGUAGACGCACGACCAAGGUCAAUAGCGCCGAGGGGCCAUGCUCCCCACCCCGGGAGCUCGCAACCUUCCGAGAACGGGAGAUCGGAAGUAUCGUCAUCGUGGAUUUGAUGGCUUUGGGGUUGAGGCAUCGGGAAGGUCCUGUGGCCGCGGGAGCCGGUCCGGAAGUGAGCGGAUGUUGAUGAUGCCAACGGUCAUAUAUAGGCGUAGCAGGCGUACGCCAUAUGAAUGCGAUCAGGAGACAAC
Molecule: messenger RNA, 1156 nt
Organism: Chaetomium strumarium
Lineage: Eukaryota; Fungi; Ascomycota; Sordariomycetes; Sordariales; Chaetomiaceae
Exons: 3
Coding region: 101-1021 (306 amino acids)
Source: RefSeq, a predicted model, not a curated record